Messenger RNA from Daldinia vernicosa, 675 nucleotides. RefSeq names its product glycoside hydrolase family 61 protein. The transcript is spliced from 4 exons. The record is from RefSeq and is a predicted model, not a curated record. The coding region runs from base 1 to 675 and encodes 224 amino acids. Lineage: Eukaryota; Fungi; Ascomycota; Sordariomycetes; Xylariales; Hypoxylaceae.
AUGAAGAACGUUGUUGCUCUCAUCGCUACCGCCGCCCUGGCUGCUCAGGGCGCGUCGGCCCACUACAUUUUCCAGGCGCUGGCGAAGGGAACUGCCAAGGGUGUCCCGUACGAGUACGUUCGACGAAACACUAACUACAACUCUCCCGUUACCGACCUGUCUUCCCCUGACCUUCGAUGCAACGUCGGCGGUGCCACCGGCGGUAACACCAGCACUCUUGAGUUGAACGCCGGUGACCCGUUCACCUUCACACUUGACACGGCCGUCUACCACCAGGGACCCAUCUCCCUGUACUUAUCGAAGGCCCCGGGCACUGCCGCGGAAUACGAUGGUAGCGGAGACUGGUUCAAGAUCAACGAUUGGGCACCUGUCUUCAACGGUGGCCAGGCUACCUGGACCAUGAAGGACACCUACUCUUACACGGUUCCCAAGUGUAUCCCUAACGGAGAGUACCUCCUGCGAAUCCAGUCCCUCGCCAUCCACAACCCCGGCGCCACUCCGCAAUGGUAUGUCGGUUGUGGCCAGAUCAAAGUCAGCGGCGGCGGAAGUGCCUCGCCCAGUCCCACCGUUAAGAUCCCCGGUGCUUUCAAGGCUAGCGAUCCCGGAUAUACUGCCAACAUCUACAACAACUUCCACUCGUACACCGUACCCGGCCCCUCUGUAUUUACCUGCUAG